AUGCGUGCUUGUAGAGCCGCCAUCCGAUAGCGGGGAGCACCGUCCGAGGUCGCUGCGUAGAGAAGAAAUCGAGGGGGUGAAGACGGUGAAUGGAGCAAACUGUAUGGGGUCACUUGCCGCUACUGGUGAGGUCUAAUUCCAAAGAUUCCGUCGAAUACAUUCUUCAAGCUCUAUGGAGAACCCGGAAAACCGGCCUGGACGCCGCCGACCGCCGUGUCAUCCUUAACAUGCUCCAGCUCCCCAACGACUCCGACCUCGACCCUCUUCUGGUGUGUCUUCGAAUGUUAAUAAGGAGGUGUGUUUAUGAGAAUAUCAGCAAGGAUGAUAUCCAAAAGCUGUUUCCCGCUGAGGUGCUUCCUGAAUUGCAAAGACUGUUGACACUUCUUUUGCAGAAAUUCCAACGAGAGUGGCAAGAAGAUGUGCUGAAAGACCAGAACACUGUGCCUCGUUUAAAGGCAAUGACAUGGAAUAUGGCAAAUCCAGACAAAGAAUCAACAGACCCUUCAGCUGUUAUUAAUCUGAAGCUUCAAAAUGAUUCUCCAUUACAUUUGGGAGAACUGGAUGUAAAGUUCCUGUUGGCUAAAGAUAGUCUAGAGAUGAUGCUGAAAUCCAUGCACAGCAUCAAAGAUCAGUAUCCAACAUUGGUAAAAGAUGUGGCUUCAAAUGGACAUUAGUACCAGUAAAGUGGGAAACCAAUGUAAUUGUUUCCAGUAGUUCUUUCAUAGAAUGGUAUGCUUGAAAUAUGUUGCUUUUACGUUUCACUUGGCUUGCUUAUCAGUGGACAUAGCCGGUCUAGUUACCAGCUAGAUAUAACAUUUAGAGUUUGAGAUUUUAAUAUGAGUGUUGGCUAUCUGCUUAAAUGAAAAUGCAUUUUCUUCA
Messenger RNA from Neltuma alba, 879 nucleotides. RefSeq lists its product as uncharacterized. The record is from RefSeq and is a predicted model, not a curated record. The transcript has 5 exons. Bases 90 to 674 code for a protein of 194 amino acids. NCBI's taxonomy places the organism in Eukaryota, Viridiplantae, Streptophyta, Magnoliopsida, Fabales, Fabaceae.